Molecule: messenger RNA, 2065 nt
Organism: Suricata suricatta (meerkat)
Lineage: Eukaryota; Metazoa; Chordata; Mammalia; Carnivora; Herpestidae
Gene: CERS2
Product: ceramide synthase 2
Exons: 10
Coding region: 2-1144 (380 amino acids)
Biological process (GO): ceramide biosynthetic process
Cellular component (GO): membrane
Molecular function (GO): sphingosine N-acyltransferase activity; DNA binding
Source: RefSeq, a predicted model, not a curated record
GAUGCUCCAGACCUUGUAUGACUACUUCUGGUGGGAACGGCUGUGGCUGCCUGUGAACUUAACCUGGGCCGAUCUAGAAGACCGGGAUGGACGUGUUUACGCCAAAGCCUCAGACCUCUGUAUCACACUACCCCUGGCCCUGCUCUUCCUCAUCGUGCGAUACUUCUUUGAGCUUUAUGUGGCUACACCACUGGCUGCCCUCCUGAACAUCAAGGAGAAAACCCGGCUGCGGGCAACCCCUAACCCCACCUUGGAGCAUUUCUACCUGACCAGUGGCAAGCAGCCCAAACAGGCAGAGGUCGAGCUCCUGUCACGGAAGAGCGGGCUCUCUGGCCGCCAGGUCGAGCGCUGGUUCCGGCGCCGCCGCAACCAGGACAGGCCCAGUCUCCUGAAGAAGUUCCGAGAAGCCAGCUGGAGAUUCACUUUCUACCUGAUUGCCUUCAUUGCUGGCAUGGCCGUCAUUGUGGAUAAACCAUGGUUCUAUGACCUGAAGAAGGUUUGGGAGGGAUACCCCAUACAGAGCACCAUCCCUUCCCAGUACUGGUACUACAUGAUUGAACUUUCUUUCUACUGGUCCCUGCUCUUCAGCAUUGCCUCUGACGUCAAGCGAAAGGAUUUCAAGGAGCAGGUCAUCCACCAUGUGGCUACCAUCAUCCUCAUCAGCUUCUCCUGGUUUGCCAAUUACAUCCGAGCAGGGACCCUGAUCAUGGCCCUGCACGACUCUUCCGACUACCUGCUGGAGUCGGCCAAGAUGUUCAACUACGCGGGAUGGAAAAACACCUGUAACAACAUCUUCAUCGUCUUCGCCAUUGUCUUCAUCAUCACUCGACUGGUCAUCCUGCCCUUCUGGAUUCUGCACUGCACCGUGGUGUACCCCCUGGAGCUCUACCCCGCCUUCUUUGGCUACUACUUCUUCAAUUCCAUGAUGGGAGUGCUGCAGCUGCUACACAUCUUCUGGGCCUGCCUCAUCCUGCGCAUGGCCCACAAGUUCAUAACUGGAAAGCUGGUAGAAGAUGAACGCAGUGACCCGGAGGAAACCGAGAGCUCAGAGGGGGAGGAAGCGGUAGCGGGGGUAGGAGCCAAAAGCCGACCCCUAGCCAACGGCCACCCUGUCCUCAGCAACAACCACCGUAAGAAGGACUGAACCGUUGUCCCCGCUGCCCCUCAGAUUAACACAUGAAGCCAAGGAACUAGCCUGUCCCCCCUACAAGGCCACUUUAAGCCCUGGGGCGGGAAGCAGAAAGCAAGGAGAAAGCUCUUCUGUAUCCCCACCUCCUGCUUCUUUGUCACCCAGUUGCCUUUAAACCAAAUUCUAACCAGCCUGUCCCCAGGUAGAGGGGAGGCUGGUACGCCCUUUGUUAGAGGGGGAUGGACUUCUUUUCCUUUCCUUUUUCCAAGUUGUCCUAUUGCUUGUGAGGCCUUUCCUCAGCUCUGGGGGUGGGCAUUACAACUCACAUUCCUUAUUCUUCAGAAUUUGGCCCUAGCUGUUUGCCUCUGAUCCCCUGACCUCCAGAGCCAGGGUCGUGCCUUACUGUCCCACCUGCGGGCCUCAUUCUGCCAAAGAUGGACCAAGGCUCACCUUUCUAGCUCCCUAACUUGGGUGAGAAACCAAAGCUGAGCUGUAACUUUUUCCCCUCCCAAGACACAUGAAUGGAGUGUAGGAGGGUACACAUGACCUUUCCCCUGACUCUGCCAAAAAGGCGGAGCGGCACUGGGACUGUGUGGAUGGGUCUCCAUGCGACUUCUCCUCCGGCUCUAAUCACAGGUCCAAGACCUUACUGCCUCCUUUCUCUGGCCGCCUCCUCUAGGCUAGCUGGUUCGGAACAGAAUGGCAACUAGUUCUAAUUUUUAUUUAUUAAACAUUCGGUGUUCUGGUUUUAAAAGCCAGAAUUACAGCUAGCACCUGGCAUUUGAGCAGAGGGACCACUUCAGACCAAAAUGUACUGUUAAUGGUGUUUUUUUUUUAAUUAAAAUAUAUUAAAGAUUAAAACAUGACAACAAGUGUCUGAGACUAGCAGGAACUGAGAAGGGGGAUCAGCUAAAUAAACUAUGGUAGUCUUCCUCA